AUGGCGCAACGCGUGUGUUCCCAAGCGAGCGAUACCGACCGGCAGAUUUACGAAGCAGCAAUGAACAACGUGAACGAAGAGGCACCAUGCUUGCGGACAAGUCGUCUCGAAGCAAGCACCGCGCCGCCACUUCGCAUUGACGGCAUCGACGGUGUCAUCACGUGGCCGCUCUCGUCCGCGCACGUAGCAGCCCUCGCAGCACUCGACGUUCCCAAUGGCAAGCUUCUCCCGACGUCUUUUGCUUUUGUUCAACCUACUGCGUGGCGCGAGAUCGUCCAGGAUGAGCUGCAACAGAUAGCGGCAUAUGGGCUCAUGGACGCUGACCUCGUUCUCUCGCACCUCGUGAUCGACGCCGUUGGCACGGGCGCCACGCUCAUGCCGCUGGACAUGCCGCCCGACGUAUUUGGCUUCAUGAUUUUGCACUUGCCAUCGGCCUACGACGGCGGUGAGAUGAAGUUCAGCUAUCGCUACACGACCGAAACAUGGACACCCGACAGAUGCAAACUCGAGGUGGUCACGACCUUUCGCGACGUCGUUCCUGCCUCGACGCCAGUCACAAAAGGGGUGCGCAUGGCGCUCGUCUACCGUCUCGGUAUGGUCGACUACAACGAAGAUGGUUUUCCCUUGCCCUGCGACCUCUCGGACGGCAUCGACGCGUUCAAGCGCAUCGCAGACAUGCCGCUGCACACGUUCCAGCGCAUUGCGGUGCGUAUCGACGACGACGAAUUGGAGACGUUUGAGGAUCCCGCCGACUUCUUGCGCUUUGACUAUCUUGAUGGACUCGACGCAUCGUUGGUUGACACGCUUUUGGCCACGGAGCUGUACGACAUUGCACUUGUGGCGUUCGCUAAACAGUCGACCGACGACGACGACGAAGAUGACUAUGCUUACGAGCCCUAG
Saprolegnia parasitica CBS 223.65 is the source of this 900-nucleotide messenger RNA. RefSeq lists its product as hypothetical. Lineage: Eukaryota; Oomycota; Saprolegniomycetes; Saprolegniales; Saprolegniaceae. The record is from RefSeq and is a predicted model, not a curated record. The transcript has a single exon. The coding region runs from base 1 to 900 and encodes 299 amino acids.